This is a messenger RNA of Solanum verrucosum, 495 nucleotides long. Its product is annotated as agamous-like MADS-box protein AGL29. Bases 1 to 495 code for a protein of 164 amino acids. Gene Ontology annotation, molecular function: RNA polymerase II cis-regulatory region sequence-specific DNA binding; DNA-binding transcription factor activity, RNA polymerase II-specific; protein dimerization activity. Gene Ontology annotation, biological process: regulation of transcription by RNA polymerase II. The transcript has a single exon. NCBI's taxonomy places the organism in Eukaryota, Viridiplantae, Streptophyta, Magnoliopsida, Solanales, Solanaceae. The record is from RefSeq and is a predicted model, not a curated record.
AUGAAGAUCAUUGAGUCUGAGAGAGCACGUACUGUGAGUUUCUCAAAAAGAAAAAAAACUUUGUUUGAGGAUGCAAAGAAAUUUGCAACUCAAACUGGGGCAGUUGUUGGUGUGAUGCUCUUUUCACCAGGUGGAAAACCAUGUUCCUAUGGUUCCACAAGCAUAGAAGAAAUAAUUGAAAAUUUUCUCAAAGUGAAACUAGAGGAUCGCCAACGUGAUUAUGUUGAGGGCAAAUCAAAUGGUUUUGAGGCAUUGGAAGAUCUCCAUAAAGAAUUGCAAACAUGUAACGAGAAAGAAAAAAAACGAGUACUAAUGCAUAAGAUUCUGCACCCUGGCUCAGAAAUACCUCGCGAUAAACAUAUGGAGGACCAGAAGUUGGCAAUGAAGUUGCGGGUAGAGAAGAUUAAAAAAGAAACACAAAAUUCUAUUUUGGUCGAGCAUCUGAAGUUUGAUUUGAAUGUUGCCCCUGAGCCAGAAGAUGAGGAGGAAUCUUGA